Messenger RNA from Pistacia vera, 1911 nucleotides. Its product is annotated as probable pectate lyase 8. Lineage: Eukaryota; Viridiplantae; Streptophyta; Magnoliopsida; Sapindales; Anacardiaceae. The transcript is spliced from 7 exons. The coding region runs from base 130 to 1446 and encodes 438 amino acids. The record is from RefSeq and is a predicted model, not a curated record. Gene Ontology annotation, molecular function: pectate lyase activity.
UUCUUAGACUCAAUUUUGUUUCUCAUUUUCUUCAUCUUCUCUGAUUUUAUACAGAGACAGCAACAUUUAUUGGAAUAGAGAAAAAAAGAGAGAGACAGACAGAAAGUGAAGAGCUUCGAAGCAGCAACAAUGGCGGUUUCUCAUAGAUGGAUAAGCUUUGUAUGUGCAUUACUGAUUCUAUGUCUGUUUCUUGGCGUCAAAGCCUCAACAGAGAAGCACGAGCUAAAGUCUAGGUUCUUGAAGAACUCCAACAAUUCAUCCAUGGCGGACAGCUCCGAUGAUUCAAAGAGUGAGCACGCUGUUGAUGAUCCAGAGGAGGUGGCUGCUAUGGUUGACAUGUCAAUUCGCAAUAGCACUGAAAGGAGAAAGUUGGGAUAUUUCUCAUGUGGAACUGGCAACCCAAUAGAUGAUUGCUGGCGCUGUGACCCUAAAUGGCACUUGCGCCGAAAGCGUCUUGCUAACUGUGCCAUUGGUUUUGGACGGAAUGCCAUUGGUGGCCGUGAUGGCAAGUACUAUGUCGUAAGUGACCCAAGCGAUGACGACCCUAUCAAUCCCAAACCAGGUACACUCCGUCAUGCUGUCAUCCAGGACAGGCCUUUGUGGAUUGUGUUCAAGCGGGACAUGGUGAUUACACUCAAGCAAGAGCUUAUAAUGAAUAGCUUUAAGACAAUAGAUGGUCGUGGUGUCAAUGUCCAUAUUGCUAAUGGGGCUUGCAUCACAAUUCAAUACAUUACCAAUGUCAUUAUUCAUGGUAUACAUAUCCAUGAUUGUAAACCAACUGGCAAUGCCAUGGUUCGAAGCUCCCCGAGUCAUUAUGGGUGGAGGACAAUGGCUGAUGGAGAUGGCGUUUCGAUUUUUGGAGCAAGCCAUAUUUGGAUCGACCACAAUUCUCUUGCUAAUUGUGCUGAUGGUCUUAUUGAUGCUAUAAUGGCCUCAACAGCAAUUACUAUUUCCAACAACUACUUCACCCACCAUAACGAGGUUAUGCUAUUGGGACACAGUGACUCCUAUACAAGAGACAAGCAGAUGCAAGUGACCAUUGCCUACAACCAUUUCGGUGAAGGUCUUAUCCAGAGAAUGCCAAGGUGCAGGCAUGGGUAUUUCCACGUGGUGAAUAAUGACUACACACACUGGGAAAUGUAUGCCAUCGGUGGAAGUGCUAAUCCCACCAUUAACAGCCAGGGCAACAGAUACCUUGCCCCGUCAAAUUCCUUUGCUAAGGAGGUAACAAAGAGGGUGGAUACAUCAAGUGGUGUAUGGAAGAGUUGGAAUUGGCGAUCAGAGGGAGAUCUCUUGCUGAAUGGAGCCUACUUCAUUUCAUCAGGAGCUGAAUCUGCUGCCAGCUAUGCAAGAGCCUCAAGUUUAGGUGCAAAAUCCUCUUCCUUGGUUGGCACUCUUACCUCUAGUGCUGGUGCCAUGUCCUGCCGCCGUGGUAGACAAUGUUAAUUCUCUCAAUCCUAUAGACACCACAACUCCCAUAUUAAAAAAAAAAAAAAAAAAAAAAAAAAAAUUCUUCCUUUUAAGAGCAUUAUCCAGUAAGUUUGCAGCCAGUCAUUCUGUCUAGUAGUGUCUACAACCGUUCUUUAUAUUUUGUCCCCGACCAAAUCUUUGACAAGUGUACAAAUUUUUCUUACAGUUGUCAUAUGUCAUCUCAUAUACAUGGGCUCACUUGUCAUAAUGCCAUUGAUCGACCUCGGCAUACUUUACCUGCCGUAGUGUUGUUCACACUUUUUUUUCUUUUUUUAAUUGCUUUAUCGCCUUUCCGUUUCUCCUGAAAUAUACCCGUUUCAGGCCACCCAGCUGUGUGUAUGUAUCUACUUGUACUUUAAUUUAAUGGGAAGAAGUUAAUCUCUCCCAUAAGUAAAAGAUUCUCUACGUGGGUAUUACAAUUAGCCCACUUCUUUUUAAAAA